AGAUAAAAUAUGCAUGAGAAGUUUUGGCAGAAGGUUUUUAAUAGGUUCUGUGUAGUUGAACUAUACGCUAAAACCUUUUUCCGUGAUUUUCUAUAAUUCUCACACGAAGUGACAAGUUUUUAACACAGCGGAAGUUAUACAAAGUAUUAUUGGUGAAAAAGAAUUCAAAAGUGAUGCAGAUAGAAUAAGAAGAAUAUUGUAACAAUGGAGUUUACUCAACCAUGGAAAAACAGUGAUCAAGUCUUGGUGGUGGAAGAGAAAGAUCUACACGUGCAUCGGUGUGUGUUGUCGUUGUGUUCGCCCGUUUUUGAUCGGAUGUUCAAUUCGGACUUCAAAGAAAAGACAUGCAAACGUAUAGAGCUUCCUGGAAAGAAAUACAACGAGCUUGUGGAAAUGUUGCAGGUUAUUUAUGAUAGAAGAAAAGAAAUUACAGAUGACAACUUUUGCUUUUUACUUUCAUUGGCUGAUGAAUUCCAAAUAGACCAAUUACGUGAUGAAUGCAUUAAACAUAUCAGGUUGGCCAACAAAACAGGAAUUACAGCUUUGAAAUAUAUGAAUGUAAUAAAACGAUUUGAUAUAAAAGACUUGGAUGACGAAUGCUUGACUGAAUUACAGAAAAUCCCAAACAAACAAAUUUUACAAAACUAUGACUUUGAGGUACUUCACGAUAGCACCAAGUUAGAAAUAAUAACAAAAAGAGCGAAAUAUCUUGAGAGAGUUAUCUCUCAACAUAAAAAUUCCGUUCAACCUUUUGUAGAAUAUAUUUACAAUCGCGCUUAUGAUGGUUAUGUAAAGUACUUACACGAUCAAGGACUGCAGGAAUCGAUGUUUACAAUAUGCGAGAAAUCAGAAAAACACAUUAACAAAAGGAUGGGACAGAAUUUCGAUUUUCAUUGCGAAUCAUGCCGAAAACGAGUGAAAAUAGGAAAAAAGUUCGCAAUUAAUACCAAAGAAAUUAGUGACAUGUUAGAGAGAUUGUACAUCUCACAGUAUAAAGACGAGACAGAAAUUUUAAAACGAGAUGAAAACCUCAAGUGUUAAAUAUAUUUAUAAAGAUCUUUGUGAAGCUAGUUUUUGGGACGUACUUCAUUUAAAAUAGCUCACAAAUCAUAUUAGAUGUUUAGUUUUGUUACUGUUUGUACAUACUGUAUUCAAGAGAAGAAAUCAUUCCA
Hydractinia symbiolongicarpus is the source of this 1172-nucleotide messenger RNA. Its product is annotated as BTB and MATH domain-containing protein 38-like. The record is from RefSeq and is a predicted model, not a curated record. NCBI's taxonomy places the organism in Eukaryota, Metazoa, Cnidaria, Hydrozoa, Anthoathecata, Hydractiniidae. Gene Ontology annotation, molecular function: protein binding. The transcript is spliced from 3 exons. Bases 205 to 1041 code for a protein of 278 amino acids.